This is a messenger RNA of Opisthorchis viverrini, 1524 nucleotides long. RefSeq lists its product as hypothetical. NCBI's taxonomy places the organism in Eukaryota, Metazoa, Platyhelminthes, Trematoda, Opisthorchiida, Opisthorchiidae. The transcript is spliced from 6 exons. Gene Ontology annotation, molecular function: oxidoreductase activity, acting on the aldehyde or oxo group of donors, NAD or NADP as acceptor; NAD binding. The coding region runs from base 83 to 1420 and encodes 445 amino acids. The record is from RefSeq and is a predicted model, not a curated record.
AAAUACCGAUAAACUCGAUAGAGAACGGUCGAUAGCUGAACCGACUGGCUUUGAUGUAAUAUGGCCAUCCUCCAGGUCUAGUAUGAUGUAUGCUAACUGGAAACAGUUUGUAGGUGACCCGUUGAUGCCGAAAGAAUGGCCACGUCGAGCUCGAAUUGGCCUGAAUGGAUUCGGGCAACUGGCCCGAACACUAUUAAGAUGCGCCCUGGAGGAUAAUCGUGGCCUUGACGUAGUGGCUAUCAAUGAGCCGAAUCUAACGCCUGAACAAAUGAUAUAUCUGUUCAAAUAUGACACAAACCUUGGACCGUUUGCAGGAUACAUCAGUGAACGCGUUGAAGUGGCCUAUGCAAAGGAAGAUCAAAAUGGCGAGUACAGUAACAUUCAGGUGGCUGGCAGAUGGAUUGGAGUAUUUCACUGUAAACAGCCGGAGGAUAUUCCUUGGAACUGGCUAGGAGUGGAAUAUGUACUUGAGAUGACUGGGGAGUUGAGGCAUUUGAAAGAAGCGACGAAGCAUCUGACAGGAGGAAGAGCGCGCAAAGUCCUUGUUGUGGGUGAUACAGUUGACAUUCCACUAUUGAUGUAUCCCAUCAGCUGUCGGGGCUACCAGCGUGGAACAAGCGUAGUAGCAAGCGGAUCCCCCAUGGCUCACGCAGUGGCAACCAUCGUCUCUCUGGUGGACGAAAUUUGUGAAAUGGAAGACUGUAUGGUGACUCUGGUUCUACCGGUUGGUGACUGUCAAAAUUUGAUUGAUGGUGCAACGAAGGAUGCUAGAAAUUGGAGAAUGGGUCGGGCUGCAAAGCAAAGCAUCAUCCCAGGUCGUUGUCCAACCGUACUCCAGUCCGUUUUUCAAGCUAUUCCGAAACUGAACGGUCGGUUAAAUGCAAUAACAAUGCAUGUGCCGGUAUUCGAGGGUGCGGUAGUCGAUUUGACGUUUCGUACAAUGGAUGUAUUGAACGGUGUGGGUGACGUUGUUGACAGAAUAACAAAGAACUCGCUUUUAUUACAGUACAAUGACUUGCAUAUCAAAACGCAGCCAUUUCGAGACAAGGGAUCUUGUUUCAGUCAGUUAAAGAAAGCUUCUUCCUCUGCCAGUUCAAUGGCUGAUUCAGUUCGUCGUGAUUCAGAUCAGACCCUCUCACAAUCAUCUGGACCGAAUGUGGUUGCUGGGACCGACAUUAAUCCCACUAUUCAGAUGCCAGAUGGACUAACGUCAGUUCUAAUGCCAGUGAAUAAAGAAGACGCAUACGUUUCAUCUGACACGACUGCCAAACACACGCUUUGUUUGCUGAGUGUGGACUGUUGUUUCGGCAUACCGGCGGGCAACACAUUUAAACUGGUCACCUGGUUCGACCUCGGCGUCAGUUAUUGUGAACGUCUACUGGACACAGUGGUAUUCAUGCGGAGUAUUGAUCAUAUUUAAAGAGAACUCACAACCAGUGGGUGGACCAACAACAAACACUGAUUUCCUGCUCUUCUGAAAUAUAUGAGCGACCAAGCACUUUCAUCCUAUCAUCGAAAAAAAAC